GCAGAAUACGCAGUCAUGAAGCAGCCAAUCUGUAACUGGACUUGCUGUCUGUCCGUAUGCCUGUGCUGCUGGUUUGGGGGCCUGAGCGCGGCCUUCGCCACGAGGAACUCCAGGCCCAACAUUGUGCUGCUGAUGGCGGACGACCUUGGGGUGGGGGACCUGUGCUGCUACGGUAAUAACACAGUGAGCACACCGAAUAUCGACCGCCUGGCAAACGAGGGCGUGAGGCUCACCCAGCACUUGUCAGCUGCUUCCAUAUGCACCCCGAGUCGGGCUGCCUUCCUGACGGGCCGGUACCCCAUCCGAUCAGGAAUGGCAUCUCGCUUCAACCUGAACCGCGAGCUCACCUGGCUUGGAGGCUCGGGCGGUCUGCCCACCAAUGAAACGACUUUUGCCAAGCUGCUGCAGCAUCGUGGCUACCGCACGGGGCUCAUAGGCAAGUGGCACCAGGGUUUGAGCUGUGCCUCUCGGGAUGAUCACUGUUACCACCCCCUCAACCAUGGGUUCGACUACUUCUACGGGCUGCCCUUUGGCCUGAUAAGCGAUUGUCAGACGUCCAAAACACCAGAGCUGCACCGCUGGCUCAGGAUCAAACUCUGGAUCUCCACGGUGGUGCUCAGCCUCGUCCCCCUGCUGCUCCUCAUCCCCAAGUUCGCCCGCUGGUUCGCCGUCCCGUGGAAGGUCAUCGUCACCUUCGCUCUUCUUGCCUUCCUGUUUUUCAUUUCCUGGUACUCCAGUUACGGGUUUACUCGGCGUUGGAACUGCAUUCUUAUGAGAAACCAUGAAAUCAUCCAGCAGCCGAUGCAGGAGGAAAGAGUGGCUUCCCUCUUGCUGAAGGAGGCUCUUGCCUUUAUCGACAGGUAUAAACGCAGCCCCUUCCUCCUGUUUGUGUCCUUCCUGCAUGUCCACACUCCACUGAUCACCAAAGAGAAGUUUGGGGGGCACAGUAAAUAUGGACUUUAUGGGGAUAACGUUGAAGAAAUGGAUUGGAUGGUGGGUAAGAUCCUGGAGACCCUGGACCAGGAGCGCCUGGCCAACCACACGCUGGUGUACUUCACCUCAGACAACGGCGGUCGCCUGGAGGUGCAGGAAGGCAAGGUCAAGCUGGGUGGUUUCAACGGGAUCUACAAAGGUGGCAAGGGGAUGGGCGGAUGGGAAGGGGGCAUUCGUGUCCCAGGAAUAUUCCGGUGGCCGACCGUCCUGGAGGCUGGGAAAGUGAUUGACGAACCAACGAGCCUCAUGGACAUUUACCCGACACUGUCUUAUGUAGGUGGAGGGACAUGGCCGCAGGACAGAGUCAUCGACGGUCGGAACCUAAUGCCCCUGCUGGAAGGCAGGGCGUCCCACUCGGAGCAUGAGUUCCUCUUCCAUUACUGUGGGGUCUACCUGCACACAGCCAGGUGGCAUCAGAAGGACUGUGCAACCGUGUGGAAGGUCCAUUACGUGACUCCCAAGUUCUCCCCAGAUGGAGCUGACGCCUGCUAUGGGAGUGGAAUCUGUUCGUGUUCUGGAGAUGUCACCUACCACGACCCUCCCCUGCUCUUCGACAUCUCCAGAGACCCUUCUGAGGCCCGACCUCUUAACCCUGACAAUGAAGCUUUAUUUGACUCGGUUGUCAAGAAAAUCGAGGCGGCCAUCAAAGAGCAUCGCAGGACGCUCACACCUGUCCCACAGCAGUUCUCGGUGUUCAACACCAUCUGGAAACCAUGGCUACAGCCCUGCUGUGGGACUUUCCCCUUUUGUGGGUGUGACAAGGAAGAUGACAUCCUUUCCACUGCUUGGUGA
This is a messenger RNA of Zalophus californianus (California sea lion), 1785 nucleotides long. RefSeq names its product arylsulfatase family member H (gene ARSH). The transcript has 10 exons. Lineage: Eukaryota; Metazoa; Chordata; Mammalia; Carnivora; Otariidae. Gene Ontology annotation, molecular function: arylsulfatase activity. The record is from RefSeq and is a predicted model, not a curated record. The coding region runs from base 16 to 1785 and encodes 589 amino acids.